AUUUACAACUGAUAACUUCUAUGUAGGUGCUAGAGUAAAGUGAUAAAUAAUGAUAAGAGAAGAUUUACCUAAAAUGACCAUAGACUUCUGAAAAACACGGCUAAUAUAUUUGAAUACUAUAUAAUGCAAAUACGCGGAUUCAACCAUAUAAUGUCAACCUCUAUAUGCACAACUGUCUAUCUCCACCUUAUUAUAAAAUAAAAAUAAAAUUUUAUAACUCUGUUUUCCUCCAAACAUUUUCUUGUAUAUAUACUCUCAUCUCUUCUUGGAUCCUCUCCUAAAAACAAACAAAACUUCUUCAUAGCUUUUACUCCAACAAUCUCUCCUCGAAUUCGAUCUUUCUUCACUUAAUGGGAAACUACGUUUCUUCCGCACUAAGCAAAACGUCGUCGUCCUCUUCUUCUUCAUCGGCGGCGAAAGUGAUUCUCCCGGACGGUGGAGUGCGUCACAUUCACGCGCCGAUGAAAGCCGCCGAGCUUAUGAUGGAGAUUCCAAGCUUCUUCCUCGUCGACGCUAAGUCGUUAAAGAUCGGCCGGAAGUUUUGUCCGUUAGCAGCCGAUGACGACCUUCAAAUCAAAGGCUGCCACGUGUACGUAGCUUUUCCUAUGACGCGUGCCACGUCAGCUGCUAAUGCUUCGGAUUUGGCUCGGUUAUUCGUAGCUGCUAAGAAACAGCGCCGCCGCCUGGGAAGUGAUCAUUCUUCCGGCGCUGUGAAACACUGUCAUAAUAACGGAAGGGUUUCGCCGGACGGGGAAGAAGAUGACGUCAGAGUGAUAUCGGCGGGAUCAAAGCUGAAUUUAGAAGAUAUUGAAGAGUUCUCGGCGGCGGAGUUUAUGCAUAGGAUCUCAGUUUCAAAAUCUAAGAAACCAAAGUUAGAAACUAUAGCUGAAGAAUCUUUGUCUUAAACAAAAAAUGAAAUUUCAUUUUUCAGAACUUUUUUUCAUUUUUAUUUUUGGUUGUUGGUUUGUUAAUCCACUCCACGCAAGUGGUUUCUCUUUUGUGGUUUUAAUGAACAGAAAGAGACAUUAGUCGAGAAUGAACAUGUGAUUUUUUUUUUUUUCAUAUU
Molecule: messenger RNA, 1066 nt
Organism: Arabidopsis lyrata subsp. lyrata
Lineage: Eukaryota; Viridiplantae; Streptophyta; Magnoliopsida; Brassicales; Brassicaceae
Exons: 1
Coding region: 351-905 (184 amino acids)
Source: RefSeq, a predicted model, not a curated record